This is a messenger RNA of Papilio polytes (common Mormon), 1817 nucleotides long. RefSeq lists its product as uncharacterized. NCBI's taxonomy places the organism in Eukaryota, Metazoa, Arthropoda, Insecta, Lepidoptera, Papilionidae. Bases 165 to 1295 code for a protein of 376 amino acids. The transcript has 3 exons. The record is from RefSeq and is a predicted model, not a curated record.
AAUAAAUAUUGAAUGAAGUUGUCAAGUUGUAUGAUAAAGAAGCGACGAAUAUUUUGGACAAAACGAAAUGAAAAUAUUCUGGUGUUUAGGCGCAAUAUAACAUUGUUGAAUAUGCUAGAAAAAAUGGAUAAUCUGAAAAUAAUUAUCGUUACAUAUCCUUGAUUAUGUCGGCACGUAAUUUUUUGUCUGCUCGAGAGAAAAAUAUUGCAAAGUUUAUAGAUUGCUUACCAAACAUAAGCCAUAAGAAGUGUGGCUAUCGUUCAGUGCAAGAAUUACCACCGCUUUCAGCGAAUUCUAGUGCCUUAGUUAAUAGAAACAUAGAUUUAUCAUUUAAAAUACAACCGUACUCUGACGAAAGUUUAGACAGAGUUAGUACACCUUUUUCGGAUUUUUUCUCUGACAGUGAAACUGGUACUCCAGAUUUUAGAAGUGAAGAAAGUGACAGUAGUGCUGGGUCAGCUUUGAGAAGAAACACAGAAGCUGCAACAAAAACAUUAGAGGAAGAGUGGGAGAAGAUAGAAAGGACUUUGUACAAUGAAGAUGGAGAAAAAACAACAAGACAACAUAUGCUGGAAGAGUGUAGGCAGUGGAGACAACUGCAUCCACAACUCAGAGUCAUCGGUAAAGCUAUACCACUGCCUAAGAAUAGGUUACAUUAUAGACAGAGUGAACAUGAUGAGGUGAUUGCAGUGCAUUACAGUGACUAUGAGCAAUUCAGCGAAAGCGAGGAACGCCUGUCACAGAGUAGCACAGAUGUUACACCACAGAACUCCCCCAGGGUGUCUGUGGAGUUUGAACCGAGAAUAACACGAGAGAAAAUAUCCUAUUACCCAAAACAAGAUGAGGAAUCAGAUUUUGAAGAUACAUUUUCGUCUCUUUUACAAAUAACACCAAUUCAAAUACGAAGUCCGUAUAGAAAGAGGCAGACUCAUUCAAUUUUGAGAUCGGAGGUCGCAUCUUCACGUUGGAUGAGAGGGAAUCGACCUGAAUCAUCAGUGAAUAGGGGUAGUGCGAAGUCUUAUGUUUCACUGGAUGCUGGGAGAUAUGGUAUUGAUGGUAAGUCACAUAAUGGUAGGGUUGUUACAGCAAGGCAUAGGGAUGUAGCAAGAUUAGAACCGAUUUACACCCCUGAACCACCAAUUGAUGUGAUGAGGAAUCCACAAUAUGGUAAUAGGAAAGUGUCGCUUCCUCCAUUGUCUAUGGAUGAGGAGAGACGUAAAAUUGCCAGUGUCGGGUCAGCAAAACGAAUUGGCAAAUAUAAGAAAACUCAACCUAAAUAUAAUAGGCCAUGCUAGCUAUGCUUGUUUCUAGUCUCUGUUAACACAGUUUAUGUUUAUUGUACAAAUGUUUUUUAUUUUGACAUUUGCGAAUACCAGAAUAAUUUUGGUACUUAUUUUAUGUACUUUAUAGACUUUAAAAUUAUGGGUAACACUUUUUUAAUGCACAUUUUUUUCUCUAAAAGGCUGUAUAGUUAUAUUUUUUAACUACAGAUGUUUAGUAAUGCCAACUUGUCUAUUUACAAUGUUUUGACAUUCCAAUGUUUAAGAAAUCUUGUUUAUUGCCAAGUUAAAAGCUUUGUCACUUUUUUUCUUGAAAAUGCCUGAUGUGUCUUGUUUUUAAUGAUUCAUUUUAAUAAUAAUGUUUAAUUACAUUAUUCUCACAGUAAUCGUAUCUAACAUGCAUUUAUUACUGUAAUUCUUUUUAAUCUGUGAUACUGUAACUAAAUGUAAAUCUGUUUGCAAAGAAUUAGUAUUUUGUGACAUCAUACACAUUAUGUUUGAAGAUCAUUAUUUUAACAUUAAGACAUAAAACAAUUG